Molecule: messenger RNA, 1662 nt
Organism: Parnassius apollo (apollo)
Lineage: Eukaryota; Metazoa; Arthropoda; Insecta; Lepidoptera; Papilionidae
Source: the annotation of a GenBank genome assembly
AUGUCUCGUUUAAAGUGUCUUUCUAGGUAUGUUUUUGUUUUAUCGGGAAACACGAGUAUCGUGGUCAUGUUGAUUGUGAUUUGGUCUGUGGUCAUAUUGGCCGCUCUGACGCUCUACUUCCGCCAAUUGUACUCCAGGUUUAGCAGUUAUGGAGUCAAGCAGUUCAAGCCAAUACCAAUUCUUGGUAAUAAUGCUCGCAUUAUGCUCCGCAUGAACCAUUUCUCUGACGAUGUGCAAAGACUUUACAAUGCAUUUCCUGAAGAGAGGUUCGUAGGAAGGUUUGAAUUCCUGAAACCUACGGUGGUGAUCAAAGACAUAGAACUGAUAAAAAAGAUAACGGUGAAGGAUUUUGAACACUUUCUAGACCACCGCUCUUUUGUUAACGAUAAUGUUGACCCAUUCUUUGGACGUAAUCUAGUCUUAAUGAAAGGUGAUGAAUGGAAAGAUAUGCGAUCGACAUUAAGCCCUGCAUUCACGAGCUCUAAGAUGCGAUUGAUGGUUCCAUUUAUGGUUGAAGUUGGUGAGCAAAUGAUAAGAACACUUAUGAAAGAGAUUCUCAAUUCUUCAGGUAAAUAUAUUGAUGUAGAUGGUAAGGAUCUGACGACGAGAUAUGCUAACGAUGUAAUUGCUUCCUGUGCCUUUGGACUGAAAGUAGACUCAUAUAGUGACAAAAGCAAUAUAUUCUACAAGAUGGGCAAAAUGGCUGCAACCUUCAAUUUCAAGCAGUUGCUAAAAGUUUUCGCAUUGAUGACUUUUCCUACUGUGUCUUCGAUCCUACGUCUCUCAGUGUUUGAAAAAUCGGCGAGAGAUUUUUUCUGGAACUUGGUAAUGAAUACAAUGAACGAACGUGAAGCUAAACAAGUUGUCAGACCUGACAUGAUUCAUCUUCUAAUGGAGGCUAAGAAGGGUCGAUUAACUCAUGAAGACAAAGGUGCUGACACGGAUGCUGGAUUCGCAACUGUCGAAGAAUCUUCUGUGGGAAAGAAGAAUGUAGAUCGUGUGUGGACUGAUAUCGACAUAGUGGCUCAAGCAGUGUUGUUCUUCAUUGCUGGUUUCGAUAGUGUUUCCUCUGCUAUGUCGUUUGCGCUUCAUGAAAUAGCAACACACCCUGAAGUCCAGCAGCGUCUAUACGAAGAAAUCAAGAAACACAACGGAAAGAACCGUGGAAAUUUAGAUUACAAUUCCAUACAGAAUCUGAAGUAUUUGGACAUGGUUGUGUCAGAGGUGCUUAGGUUAUGGCCUCCGGGUGUCGCAUUAGAUAGACUAUGUACCAAAGACUAUAACUUAGGAAAACCUAACAAACAAGCGACGCAAGAUUUCAUAGUUCGUAAAGGCGAAUCAGCUACGAUUCCCGUCUGGGCAAUCCAUCGCGAUUCAAAAUACUAUCCAGACCCGGAGAAAUUCGAUCCAGAGCGAUUCUCUGAAGAGAACAAACAUCUUAUCAAACCACUUACCUAUGUUCCAUUUGGUCUUGGCCCUAGGAAUUGUAUAGGUUCCAGGUUUGCGUUAUGCGAGGUGAAGGUAAUGCUGUACCAGCUUCUCUUACACAUGGAGUUGUCUCCGUGCGAGAAGACCUGCAUACCAGCGAAACUCUCCACAAGUACUUUCAAUGUUACCAUGCAAGGCGGACACUGGUUCAAAAUGCGAUGUAGAAUACAAUAG